Molecule: messenger RNA, 1077 nt
Organism: Trichosporon asahii var. asahii CBS 2479
Lineage: Eukaryota; Fungi; Basidiomycota; Tremellomycetes; Trichosporonales; Trichosporonaceae
Exons: 1
Coding region: 1-1077 (358 amino acids)
Source: RefSeq, a predicted model, not a curated record
AUGUCGACCAUCGACCAUAGCUACUACCCCCACAUUAUCGAUCUGAUCUGGGAUCACCUUGACUAUGAAGAUCAGGUGGUUGCCCGGGCCGUUUGCAGCGAGUGGACAGCCCGCGCUGAUGCAAGACUGCUCCACCUCGUGAUCAGUUGCCCGCAAGGCAAGCCGCCCCACGUCUACGACGUCUCCACCCGUGACCUGUCCCGACCAAACGUCCCUCCAGCUUGGCUCACUGAGACAAGCCGCACACUACACCGACGCCCGAGGCGACACCCCACUCAUCCCGUCAACGAACCAGGUGCCCACGACCUCCAACGCCAAAGGAAGCUGGCCGCCCAUUUCAAGGCCAACGCGUUGGAUGCCGUCGAGGUCAUCGACUUUGUUGGUUUCGACCUUAGGUCUCAUGCUCCACUCGCGCUGGGUAGGAACCCCUUCAUACGGUCCAUUCUCAAAGAGUAUGGAGUGGUCAGGUGGUUCGGCAGCCCACCCGACUUGACAGAUCUUGGAGGCCCCUACGACUACUACAAUGACCCCGAGGAAGUAGAGCUUCCGCCAGCGCUCGUCGACGUCUACAUGUUCUCCUUUCAGAGCAACGCGCCUGUGAGCGUGCUGAAGUGGAAAGACCUCGUCAACAGGAAGAGACUCCAAAUCAUCGACUACGUCUGCUACUCAGACCCCACCGGUGCUUCACCUUCCCUUGGCCCGCUCAUCGACGUCGAUUCUCCCAGCCGUAGUCUGUGCCCCGUCAACAUCAUCUUCCACAAUCGCAUUCCUCCUUCCUACCAGUCGCUGCCGGCAUUGGAUCCUGGAAUUGUAGCGGCCUACGGAGAGCUGGUCCUCGGCGGCAACGUGGUGGCUAUCGUGGGUCUCGAGGAGUUCUUGAACCCGAAGGAGCUGCGCAAGUUCAUCAAGAUUGUUGACCGCGAGGUCAUCCGCGGUCGCUGGAUCGACGACGACGAUGGGGGCCAAACGUGGUGGGUGCCAAACCAGUCAUGCUUGGAGGACCUGUGCUACUGGACGCACGAAGAGUAUCGUCAGCACGUCGGUGAGGAGACGUACAGGAUCCGUACUGUGAGAUAG